AUGCACCUCCUGCGGCACGCGGCCCACACCGCCCUGCGGCGCUGCUCCGACGCUUCCCUGGCCAAGGGUCUUCGCACGCCAUCCUUCAAACGACCCGUCGUGGUCCCCGCGAUUGCCUACUUCUCCACAUCUCGCAGCACGCCUGCCAAGAACCAGAUCUUCGCAUCUGUCCGACAUCCCAACGACUUCCAUACCUACCAGCUCAUGUCCUCUUCGUCCCGCACACCUCUGAUAACGCUGUGGACCACUUCGUGGUGCGGGACCUGUCGCGUCGUCGCUCCUCUGGUCCGGUCCCUCGUGGAAGCCGGCGUGGGCGAGGCCGAGGGCGGUGUCGCAUACUGCACGGUCGAGUUCGACUCUCCCGACGUCAUGAGCGAGGGACUGGGCAUGACCUACAUGAUCACCUCGAUCCCCACCCUGCUCAGCUUCGACAACCAAGAAGCCCAGAUCCAGACAAAGGUCCACGACGCGAAAAAGCUGACUGACCGUGCCUUCCUCGAAGAAUGGAUCAGGACCGAGGCUCGGCGUCACGGGCAGCGCGGAGCCGGCGGGGGGCCCGGCGGCGUCUUUGGCGGGCUGUUUGGCGGCUUCAAAUGA
Molecule: messenger RNA, 597 nt
Organism: Colletotrichum navitas
Lineage: Eukaryota; Fungi; Ascomycota; Sordariomycetes; Glomerellales; Glomerellaceae
Exons: 2
Coding region: 1-597 (198 amino acids)
Source: RefSeq, a predicted model, not a curated record